This is a messenger RNA of Symbiodinium sp. CCMP2456, 465 nucleotides long. The record is from the annotation of a GenBank genome assembly. Lineage: Eukaryota; Dinophyceae; Suessiales; Symbiodiniaceae.
GCUGCCGCGAAGGGCAUGUUGAAGGACCCAGCGGAAGCCAAGGCUGCCGAGAAGGGCAUGGUGAAAGCGACCGAAGAAGCCAAGGCCGUGGUUGAGGAAGCGGGCCAUGGACAAAGCGGCUCCGAGGCAGCUGCGGAGCAGGGCCACAAAAGUUUUUGGGUGGAGCCCAGCGGUUCUUCAGGACCGGAUGCUUCGUGGAUGGGGCCACUUUCUGCACGGGAGGUUUUGAAGCUCGCCGAGGCCCAGACACUCGGUCCGGAGGGGCUCGUCUGGGGCCUCGAAACGGAUGCGGUGGGGCCACCUUCUGACGCGCGUGGGGCGCAGCCGCUGUGGCAGUGCCUGCCGGACCUCGGCAAUCAGCUUCGUCGGGCGUCUGAGAUCCAGCUGCGCCAGCAGCUGGACCAGCGCUUCAAAAAAGCUCCCCGACAGGAAGAUGCCACCGACAUUUUGCCUGGCAAAGGGUGA